Molecule: messenger RNA, 2748 nt
Organism: Paramecium octaurelia
Lineage: Eukaryota; Ciliophora; Oligohymenophorea; Peniculida; Parameciidae
Source: the annotation of a GenBank genome assembly
AUGAACAUUCUUUAUCAACGCAUCUACAAUCAGUUCUCAAUCAUCGCUCCUUCAAAUUUGACCCAGCAAUUGGAAUCCAUUCAAGUGGACAAAGAAUACAUCACCAACAUCACAGUCAUUGUAGGCACACAUGAAUGUAAAAAGAAAACCCAUCAUUUAAGAAUCAAUGAUUAAAUGCUUUUAAAGAUCGAGAAGGAUUCUGCUAAACCUCCAAUCACGGAUUUGUCAUUCUAUUAUCUUGACGUUCACGAUUAAAAGUUAAAGUUGACUAACGAUCUCAACAUCUGCACUAUCCAAGAAGAUGAUUCCAAAUGGCAUUACCAAAAUGGCAAUUUAGAUUUCACCUACGAUCUCUCCAAAGUCUUUGGCUACUAAUCCAAUCACAAGACAGCCUUAAUACUCUGUUAUAAAACCGAUCCAAUGCAAGAUCCUUGGAGUGAUCUCAUCCUGAUAUCUAAGAACCAGAUUCCUCCAGAAGGAUUUUAUAAGUUGUCCCAAUCAAUCCAGAAUUCUCACCUAGCCUAUUCAUUGGCCAACACAUAUCACUCAGCCAAAUACCAAUUUGAAAUCACUGACUCGUACCCCCAAAAUAACGAAAAACCAGAAUUGGCUAUGUUUUGUUUCCCCAAUGGCAUAUCCUUAUAUAGAAAUAACUAAUUUCCAAAAUACAAUCACUAUAUUUUGACAUCAGAAACUGGAGAACGAACUUAUUGUACUGCAUUAAUAUUUUGUGAAUAAAAUUUGAAGGGUUUUCACGAAAUGGCUAUUGUGUUAUCAUCCAAUUAUUGCUAUUCAGAAUAAUCUUUGGAAUUGCUUAAGAAUUUAUAUUAAAUUUAUAUUGCUAAAAAUGUUUUGCCUUUAGAAAGAUACAUUUGUAAUAUAGUUGAUGAAAUUGUGCUUCCUCAGGAUCCAACUGAAACCUACAUUUACAAUGGGGCCAAACAGAUAUUCUUCUUCUAAUCAAACUGUUUUCCAUUAUGCUCAAAUCAAGCCUUUCAAUGUCUAUUUGCAGUCUUAAACAAAAAGAACAUCGUGUUGUUGUAUUUCGCAUUGCUUUAUGAGAAGAAAAUUCAGCUCAUCAGUUCCAAACCUGUGAUCAGUUCAUUGGUAAUUGAAGCUUUGUUGACUCUCCUAUACCCUUUUGAAUUUACCCACAUUUUGAUCUCUAGUUUACCCGAAGAUCUAGAAUAAUACCUUGAAGCUCCCCUGCCUUACUUAAUUGGGAUUAACAAAAAACAAGCUGAAAAGUACCCAGAUGCUAUUUAAGUCUUUUUGGAUUCAAAUAAUAUCAAGCAGAGUCAACCAAUCGAUGUUCCUGAAGAUAUUUUUGAUAAGUUUGUCUUAAAAUUAAAAGAAUUCGACAAGUACUACAAUCCAGAACUCAUAGACACAAUUGGUGAUGCUUUCCCUAUGCCCAGAGAAGAUGAGUUAGAAAUGAUUGAUCAAUAUUAAGUAAGAGAAGUAUUUUUAAGAUUCAAUAUUUUCAUAUUACAAGAUUACAAGAAGUUUAUUGAUAAGUAAGUUUUCAAGGAGAAAUUGUUUGUCAAAAGUAAGUAAAGAAUCAAACAAUUUUUGGAACCCUUCAUGGAGACUAGACUAUUUACCUUUUUUAUUCAGGUGAGAAUGUAACUCUCGCAAAAUGAUAGUUAAUUAGAGUACUUUGAUGAUUGUCUUAAAGAUCCUAAGGGCGAUCAUUUCACACUCCCUGUAUAGGUAUUUAAAGACUAUUUGUAACCCAAUGACGAGGACUUUAAGAAGGACAAACACUUCUAGUAUUGCACAUUCCCUCUUAAACUCAACGACUAAUUCUUUUCAAAACCCAGAUUAGAAUUCUUGAAACAUGAGAAUCCAUUCUCUGUUUAUCUGUUUCCUAAGACCUAAAUAGAUAUACUCAGAUUUGAGUUGGCUCACAUUUACAAACAGUGGUUUAGAUUCUUGGUAUAUAAGAUAGAAGAAGGUAAGAUAGACCUUACGGAUUUGGUUAAAUACAGUAUUCAUCUCUUAAAGGAGAUGAAAUAGAAUAAUUUGUAUAUUGAUUCAGAUAUCUUCAAAAAUGCUAUGAUUGCUUGUGCUCAUUAUCAAAUGAAUGAUUUGGCAUUGUAAUUUAUUUAGUAGAUGAGAGUGUUGGGCUAUCAGAAAUAGAUUUAAAUAUAUCAAUAUUAUUUCUAGACUUAGCAAAACCAUAAAAAAUAAAAGAAAGCUCAACAAGUCAUUCAAUAAACUACCAAUCCCAGCAGUAGAUCUUUGAGCAAUAGACAAUCAGAUUACAAAUUUUAUUUGGAUGCCAAAUGUCCUCGAUGUGGUAGACGAUAUGCAAUUGACGAUAUCUUGGCUUCAUUCAUUUAAGAUAAUAUGGAAUGCAAAUCUAAUGGUACAUUGGGGUGUAAUAAUAAGUUUGAUGUCUAAUUAUUUUUCAAUGACAAGGUUCAUUAUCUAAAGAAGCCAUCCAAAAUAGAAAAAGAGAGUAAAAUUAUUAACAUGUUUUACUUCUACCUGAUCGGAUUACCAUACCGAUUUUUAAAGAACCAAUAAGAUGAUGACAUCGUAUACAGUUCAAAAAAGAUACCGAUUUAUGUAGAUUAUGGAGGUCUUUAUACCGAUGAGAAUGAUGAAUGCCCCACUAAUUAUAUCUAGAAGGUAGUGAAUGAAGUUUUUGGGAUGUUUUUGGAGAGAAUGAGAGAAAUCAUAUAAAAAUAGGAAAUUCCGAAAGGGAAGCACCAGAGAAGAGUGUCUGACUUAUCAGAUUGA